AUGUUUAAACGAGGGGACCUCAAUGAGGAAAAGCACAGUGGCCUAGAUAGCGUUCACACGUACGGCCAGGGAAGUUGGAUGUAUAGGGAAGCACCCCUUAAGGAUGGUCAGUCGGUAGGUGUAAGUGGGAAUGAAGAUCAACGAGAGGGGUGGAAAUGCGUACUGAAUACUAGCCCUAUGAAGACGAAUUUAGGGUUAGGGUUGUUCAGGGUAAAGAAUGGUAUUGAAAAUAAUGGCAGAGGAUGCAAUAACUGCAGAGAUGGGGAUGAACAUUUUUCCUACACAAGUCAGCCUACGCCUAGCCUUAUAAACAAGGAUAGUGAAUUGCGUUAUAAUGGAAUUAGCAUUUCGAGGGAAAUGGAAAAAAUGACAGAUUAUCAGACCAAUGGAGAGGAAUUAAGCCAUCUUAGUGAAGAAGCCAGUUUGGGGAAAGGCCACCAAAACAACGCAGGAAGCUCCAUGGAGGCAUCUCCCCCCUGUGCUAUCCGUAUGGAGGAGAAAAGGGGCGCAGUCAAUGGUUUGCGGAGGAAAGUGAUUAAAAGGGUGGAGAAGAAGGAUCAGGGGGGAAACAGCUGUGAUGACAGUAGGAAUGACAGGAAUUUGGACGACAUCAGCAGUGGUCACACAAAUGAUAGCCACAACAAUAAUGGCAAUACCAAUGGGUGUGACCCCCCCCCUGUGCGGAGGAAGGAACCCUGCGGUAUAGACACUCCGCGAGAAAGUAACGAAAAGGCUGGAACAAAAAAGGACGAACAAAUUGCAGACAUAAGCAGAAGCAUUAAGAAAAUUUUACGAUCUUCUAAAGUGCCUCCAAAAGAUAUACUAAAAAAGACGGGUAGAAGAUUUUCGGAUACCUUCCUGUACUUAACAAAAGGGUACCAUAUGAGCGUAGAAAAAGUUAUUAAAAAAUCCUUGUACAAAAGGAAUUACAAAAAUAACUCUGUCAUAAAAAUAAGUGGCAUUCAUAUUUACUCUUUGUGCAAGCAUCAUUUGUUGCCAUUCGAAGGAGAGUGCACCAUCGAGUAUAUCCCGAAUAAAUAUAUUAUGGGUCUGUCCAAAUUUUCCAGGGUUAUAGAUAUUUUUGCGAGAAGGUUACAACUACAGGAGGAUUUAACCAAUGACAUUUGUAAUGCUCUGGGGAAAUAUUUGAAGCCGAAAUAUCUACAUGUAAAUCUUGUGGCCAGACAUUUAUGCAUUAAUAUGCGCGGAGUGAAGGAACACGAUGCGACUACUAUCACGAAUGCAUACUAUGAGGUAAAAAAUGAUACUUGUGUAAAUCACGCCGGGAAUGGAUUUACGUGUCCCUCCUUCCAUAAUGGGAAUAAUCCAUCUCGAGAAGAUAUAGCGCCCGUGUGA
Plasmodium knowlesi strain H is the source of this 1356-nucleotide messenger RNA. RefSeq names its product GTP cyclohydrolase 1, putative. Lineage: Eukaryota; Apicomplexa; Aconoidasida; Haemosporida; Plasmodiidae. Gene Ontology annotation, molecular function: zinc ion binding; GTP binding; GTP cyclohydrolase I activity. The record is from RefSeq and is a predicted model, not a curated record. The transcript has a single exon. The coding region runs from base 1 to 1356 and encodes 451 amino acids. Gene Ontology annotation, cellular component: cytoplasm. Gene Ontology annotation, biological process: tetrahydrofolate biosynthetic process; tetrahydrobiopterin biosynthetic process.